AUGGAAAACACAUCUACAAACCUUGAAGUUACUGUUCUAAUUAACGAUAAUGAUACUUCAGUCCGUACUGAACUUCCUAAAGCUGCAAAGCUUACGGAGAUACGUGAAAUCCUUGCCAAAAACCCAGAAAUAAGAAUGGGACAUAAAGCUCAUUUUAUAAUAUGUGAAGAAGGAUCAGCAAUUAUCCCGAUUAUCCCGCACGAUGAAGAAGAAAACUAUCUUUUAAAUAAAAUCAUCGAUUCUGCUAGCAAUUUGAAAAUAAAGGGUGAGCUUAAGCCAAAUUGGGCAGAAAUUAUAGAGAAAAAUUCGCUUGAAUAUGGAUUGUUUUUUACGAAGGACGGACCUAAACCAGCAGAGAAAAAAGCAUUUAAAUUUAAAUCAUAUUCGGAAAUUACGUUUCGAACACCAAAAACUUCGGAUCAAGAACUAAAAUAUAGUGCGGAAAUAGAUGAUAUGCGUGCCAAAAAUCCAAUGUUUUCAACAAAUAUAAGUGUAAAACUGCCAAAUAUGCCAAUUUCUGCGAAUUUUGGUGGUACUUACCGGUCGAAUUCUACCCAUCAUAGCAAUAACGUAACUUAA
Messenger RNA from Ambispora leptoticha, 579 nucleotides. NCBI's taxonomy places the organism in Eukaryota, Fungi, Glomeromycota, Glomeromycetes, Archaeosporales, Ambisporaceae. The record is from the annotation of a GenBank genome assembly.